UCUGAACUUUGUUUCUUUUCUUCCUGUGCCAUUCAACUUUCUGAGCACCGAAACAAUUAAGCAAUUCAAUGAACUUCCUAAAAGGGGAAUAAAAAUCCUGAGAAAGUACCUUAUGGUUAUGGUCAUCCAUGGGGGAAGGGAGAGAGAAAUGGAGUGUUAAUGUGUGGGAUGAUGGAAUGGUGAAGAUGAUGAUGAUUAAUGAUUAAUGAUUUAUUUAUUUAUUUAAUUUUUAAUUUUUAAACUAUAAAAGGUUUAAAAAGAAAAGAAAAGAAAAUUAUUAUCAAUCAUUCUCACUAAAAAUUAAACUCCCUACACAAAACAACUAUAAUAAAUCUAUAAUCCUCCUCGGAAAAACCGACUGGAAAUCCAACACCACAGACACUCACUCCUAUUAGUAUCAAAUCAAGAGCUAGCAUAGCACCACAGACAUGGCCCCUAAACUAAAAACGUUAAAGUUAUUCCCCAGCGGUGAAGAGCAGGGUGAGAGUGAUUCGGUUAUGGGUGAGAGUCAUACGGUUAGGCCCCCUUUACCAAUGGAUGAUCUAAUUCGAAGGCCCGUAAAGGGCGAUUCAAAUGCUGAGCAUGCUGAGAGUGUUAAGGUUAUCCCCCCUUCCCCAAUGGAUCCAAUUCCAAAGCCCGUAAGCGGCGUUUCAAAGCUAACUGCUGAGGUCAAGGCCGAGGUCAAUUCGGAGGGGCCGCAUACUGUAAGCCUGAGGGUUGAAACAAGCUUUGAGCGCCAAGGCGGAGGCAGCGAUCAAUCGAAGCGUACGCUAGCUAGCAAGGAGGGUUCCUCCCAGACCAAGAGAAAGAAGAGUGGAAAAUAGGCUCAACAAAGGAUGAAGCAAUACGUACUACUAGUACAGUCAAGCUUAAAUAAUGUCUAUACAAGGCAUUUUAGUUAAGUGGCUCUUGUCUUACAGAGUACUAGUAAAUGGCUACAUUUAUAUCUGUACAAGCAUCAUGAGUUUGUGACCAAUUUGUUGCUUUCUGGUUCUGUCUAAUGCCUCUGCUGUAUUCUAGUUUUGAGUUCAGUAGAUUAUUCAUUAUUGUCCGCAGAUCUGAAUACAAUGGUUUCAUUCCAGUUUCUCUCUCAUUUUAUUUUCUCUCAGUACUGAACUUCAUGAGAAUUUAACGCUCACAGCAAUGAAACUUCUUGUGUUGUAGUUGUUGUUGUUGCUAGAAAGCAUAGGUGUUGGUUUCAGUUGGGUUUCUUAAUUCAUAGGAAAAGCCAAAGCCAAAGCCAAAGCCAAAGCCGCUGUUCGUUUCAGCUGUGUCUCUUGAUAGGGAGUCCGUAGCGGAGGAAUAAAGUGUUAGAAUUAAUCCAAACUCAUGUUCGCUAUAUAUGGUAGUGAUAAAUGUAAUCCCAAAGAGGAUAGAACGAGACCCCAUAUCAAGAUAUUAUUCCUGUCUUUUGUUUUUGAUGCCUGUGGCUGUGAUACUCUUAUGUAAUGAUAAAUAAUUACCAACAAAGGACGAAUAUAAUAACAAAUGUUGUGCUUGGAAAAACUCUCAAUUCACGAGGGAAUUAAGAUAGAGAACGUGUGACUCGACUUGAUAAUGGAGCGUAGAGGACCUGAGAGGGAAGAAGAGGACCUUCUGAAGUUGUGAAGAAAGCAAAGGAGGGAAACAUUGAAGAUGCAUCCAUGGAUGAGAAAAUGCUAGAGAAAGGUGCCACCAGUACCGAAAGCCUAAAGGUGUGUCGCCCAACUCAGGGAGACGUGUGGUGUCUUAUAAGGAUAUAGUCCCCCAACUCAAUGGAGAGGAAGAUGAAAGAGAAAACGAAGAAGAAGACUGGGUGUCCAAUCUGAGGAGAGAAGAGGAAGAAGAAGAUUCCUUUGAAGAAUGAGUUCAUGCUCAACAAGCCAACCUUCUUUGUUUAGUUUAUCACUUCUAAAAAAAAAAACAACACGUAGAGGAUUGUAA
Molecule: messenger RNA, 1923 nt
Organism: Gastrolobium bilobum
Lineage: Eukaryota; Viridiplantae; Streptophyta; Magnoliopsida; Fabales; Fabaceae
Exons: 2
Coding region: 429-824 (131 amino acids)
Source: RefSeq, a predicted model, not a curated record